UAUGUAUUAAAAAUGUGUGAAAAAAAUCAUAAACCGAAAAUAAUUGUCUUUGAUUUAGAUUAUACUUUAUGGCCAUUUUGGAUUGAUACUCAUGUCAAUCCUCCUUUUAAAAAGAAAGGCAAUGAUGUAAUAGAUUCUUAUGGUCAAAUUAUAAAAUAUUAUAAAGAAGUACCUGAUGUUUUAAAAUAUUUAUAUGAAGAAGGAUAUGAACUUGGUGUUGCAUCUCGUACUUCAGAAAUACAAGGUGCUAAACAAUUAUUAAAUUUAUUUAACUGGGAUAAUUAUUUCAAAUAUAAAGAAAUUUAUCCAGGAAGUAAAGUAACUCAUUUUUCUAGGAUCCAAAAAAUAUCAGAAACUGAUUAUAAAGAUAUGAUAUUUUUUGAUGAUGAAUAUAGAAAUAUUAAGGAUAUAGAAAAACUUGGUGUUAUUUGUAUACAUGUUAAAAAUGGUAUAAAUUAUACACUUGUAGAAAAUAGUCUUAAAAGUUUUUGAUAUUUGUAAUUUUUUAAUUAAAUCUAUGUAAAAAAUAAAAUUUUAUUUUUAA
Molecule: messenger RNA, 544 nt
Organism: Apis mellifera (honey bee)
Lineage: Eukaryota; Metazoa; Arthropoda; Insecta; Hymenoptera; Apidae
Product: magnesium-dependent phosphatase 1
Exons: 4
Coding region: 13-492 (159 amino acids)
Molecular function (GO): acid phosphatase activity
Source: RefSeq, a predicted model, not a curated record